Messenger RNA from Microplitis mediator, 513 nucleotides. RefSeq names its product single-pass membrane and coiled-coil domain-containing protein 4 homolog. NCBI's taxonomy places the organism in Eukaryota, Metazoa, Arthropoda, Insecta, Hymenoptera, Braconidae. Bases 221 to 397 code for a protein of 58 amino acids. The transcript is spliced from 2 exons. The record is from RefSeq and is a predicted model, not a curated record.
AAAUGACAUCACAACAAUCUCAGCUAAGCUACGUGUCAACCUCACUAAAAAUUAUUACUACUUAAAUCUACCUUUGCAACAUCUAUUUAUCAAUUUACUGUCAUACAACUUGUGAAUACUGUCUAAUAAAAACCUACACAUUGACAAAAAAAAAUAAAAUAAAUUAAUAAAUUUACUGACUUAAUUUUUGCGUCACUUUUAGAACCAAUACAGAUAAAACAUGCGGCAACUGAAAGGAAAAACGAAAGAAACAAACAAACAGAAGAAAGAACGUAAAAAGGAAUUUUUAGAAAAUAAACAGAGGGUAUUUAGUUUAGUAUUACCGACAUUGGCUGCAAUAUUUAUUCUCAUUAUUGCUUACGUUUAUGUUAAAACUCGUCCAAAGGUCGAAUUUUAAAACCCAUCUAUUUUUAAUUAUUUAAUAAUAUUUAUAUAAACAUUCAUAUAUAUUUAUAUUUUUUGUUAAAUGCAUUUAUCACGAAUUAUUCAUAAAAUUAUAUUUACAUCUCUAGA